Diachasma alloeum is the source of this 1410-nucleotide messenger RNA. RefSeq names its product carboxypeptidase B. NCBI's taxonomy places the organism in Eukaryota, Metazoa, Arthropoda, Insecta, Hymenoptera, Braconidae. Gene Ontology annotation, molecular function: zinc ion binding; metallocarboxypeptidase activity. Bases 1 to 1398 code for a protein of 465 amino acids. The record is from RefSeq and is a predicted model, not a curated record. The transcript has 5 exons. Gene Ontology annotation, biological process: proteolysis.
AUGACCGGACUAAACCGGUGGGUGAUCGCUUUCGCGGCAAUUCUGGUGGUUUUUGUCGGUAAUUCGUUAUCACUAGAUUUGUCCCACUCCAAGGAGAAACGGACAGGAUUGAAUGUGUCGGAGGAGGCGAGACAGUUGCACGAUCUCAGGAUUGAAACCGAGGUGGAACCUGUUGAUGCGGUGAUUGUUAAGGCUGUUGAGAUACCCGAGGAGAAGGUCACUUAUGAGGGCUCGCAACUCUGGAGGGUCAAUGCCGAAGGGGAGCAAGCGGAUUUUGUUAAUUAUUUGCAGGAAACUGGAGAGGUAUCGAAAUGGACUGGUAAUGACUCUGCGGUCGACGUCCUCGUCCGCCCUGACAUGAUACCCCGUGUCUCACGCUUCCUGCGUGAGCGAGAAGUUAAGUACGACGUAAUUAUACCAGAUCUGCAGCAAGCCAUCGACCAAGAGAAUCCCAUAGACGAGGAAGCGCUGGAAGAGCUGGCUGGCCGUAAAGGUCAUCGAAUGGAGUGGACGAGCUAUCACCACCUAGAGGACAUCCACGGUUACCUCGAUUAUCUAUCAGAAACGUACCCCGAAAUCUGUUCUGUCAUGUCAAUCGGCAAUUCCGUGGAGGGCAGACCCCUGAAGGUCCUCCGCAUAUCGAGAGGCGAGCCAAAUGCCCCGGCAAUUUGGAUCGACGGUGGCAUACACGCACGUGAAUGGAUUUCACCUGCCUCCGUCACGUACAUAAUAAAUUACCUGGUGGAAAACAGUGACGAGCUAAAAGCUGAUUACUAUGUUCUACCUGUCGUCAAUCCCGAUGGAUACGAGUACACGUUCCGUGGUGAUAGACUUUGGAGAAAGAACAGAAGUAGUCCGGAAAAAGGUGGUGUCUGCAUCGGUGUCGAUUUGAAUAGAAAUUUUGGAUACAGAUGGGGUGGAUUGGGAACGAGUAAACAGCCGUGUAGAGAAAUUUUCGCUGGGACUGGGCCAUUCUCGGAGCCCGAAACGGCUGCGAUUAAAAACUUUUUUGAUGCUAGUGCUGCUGAUUUUAAGGCAUAUUUAACAUUCCACAGCUACGGCCAGUACAUCCUCUACCCAUGGGGCUACGACCGUCGUGUACCCCCAGAUUACGCAGACCUGGAGAGACUCGGUCAGCAAUCAGCAGCAGCGAUGAAGUCAGCUGGUGGUGCAGGCAGUGUCUAUACAGUGGGCAAUAGUGCAACUACUUUGUAUGCAGCAGCAGGUGGUGCCGAUGAUUGGGCUAAGGCCUACCUCAAGGUCAAAUACGCAUAUACCAUUGAACUGAGGGACAAGGGCAAGCAUGGCUUCAUUCUUCCAGCUAAAUACAUUACACCAACGGCCAAGGAGGCACUCGCCGCCGUAUUAACUGUCACUAAGGCAUGCACAAAGUUGUAAGGUUGCAUCAUU